Molecule: messenger RNA, 1897 nt
Organism: Dicentrarchus labrax (European seabass)
Lineage: Eukaryota; Metazoa; Chordata; Actinopteri; Moronidae
Product: mpv17-like protein 2
Exons: 6
Coding region: 103-759 (218 amino acids)
Biological process (GO): mitochondrial ribosome assembly
Cellular component (GO): cytoplasm; membrane
Source: RefSeq, a predicted model, not a curated record
GGUUGUGUUCAGGGUUCAGAAAAACAUCUUUUCCACACAGAGAGAGACAGAGAGGUGUUUUUCUCCUGCAGAUGACAACUCUCUCUCUGCAGUCCAAACAUCAUGCUUACCCAGGCGGGUAAAGAGUUUCUGGUCCGGAUACGGUUCUCCUGGCGGCCGUUUUUCCAGGGCCGGUACCUGAUCCUCACCAACACGUUGAGUGGAGGAGUCAUGCUGGGAUUGGGAGACUUCCUGCAGCAGAGCCGGGAGAUCCGCAAGGAGCAAGACAGAGUCCGAGACUGGAGGAGGACAGGUUGUAUGUUUGCGGUGGGCUGCUCAAUGGGUCCACUGCUGCACUACUGGUACGGCUGGCUGGACAGAGUGUACGUCGGUAGAACUAUGAACACGGUGGGAAAGAAGGUUCUGGUGGACCAGCUGAUCGCCUCACCGACAAUCGGGUUGUGGUACUUUUUAGGUAUGGGUCUCAUGGAGGGACACACUUUAUCUGAAGGAUGGGAGGAGUUUAAAGACAAGUUCUGGGAAUUUUAUAAGGCGGACUGGUGUGUUUGGCCGGCCGCUCAGAUGAUCAACUUCUACUUUCUCUCACCCAAAUUCCGCGUUGUCUACAUCAACUUUAUCACCUUAGGGUGGGACACCUACUUGUCCUACCUCAAACACAGAGAUGACAGCCACCCCGCUGCAGUGGUGUCAGACAGCAGUGCUGUGGAUGUACAGCAGGAGGCGCUCCCACCACCCAAACCUCUGGAGGAGAAAGCUUAAGAGACGGAGCUCGAACUCAACUGUGAAGUCGUUCAUCGCAAAAGAAAAUUUUGCUCUUUUCCCGCCUUUGCAAAAUGUUGCGAGACUGUCACGACAGUUUGUGUUAUUCGGAUGGUCGUUUUCCUCUGACAAACCACUCCUCUCUCAAAGUUUAAACCGACCACAUCUCUCUGUGUGCGCGCGCUCAGAGGAGCUGUGGAUGUUUAAUUUGAAGUGCUGGAACACUUUUUCCCUUCUUGUCUGUAGAUUUUUAAUGUGUCUGUGUCAAGUGUGUUUGUCUAUUUAUGUCAGAAAGAUGUGUACUCCUGCAGGAGGAUUCAGGGAUGAGAAGCUGUUUCACUGCCUGUCGGGCCAAUACCUCCGAUGAUAGUUGGUUUUCUUUUUAUCACAACCAAGGCUGGAGCAUAACUCCUGCCAUUCACACAACAUUCAACAAGCUGCUUGACAGACGAAUCAUUUCCAGAACAUCUGAAGUAUCAUCGGUGUUAUCUUGUUGCACCUUUUCUGUGUUGUUUUGCUUCUGUUUUGACAUGAAAGAAUCAAUAUUGAUGUGAACCAGUUUCAUUAGACAGCUGCUAGUUUUUAAAUGUUUAUUAUAUUAACCCGGAUAAACUUUGCCUUAAUAUGUAGACCAGCGCUGUUCUCUGUUCAUGUCAAAUCUCAUCUUCAGUUUAUUCCUAUAAGGUUCCUAUAAAAAAUAACAGCAUGAUUGUGAUUUUUAUUAAAUAUAAGAUAUUUUAUAUUUUUAUCAUAUCAAACUGAGUCCUUGACUGUACUUGAUUCCUGAUAGACUGAAGAUGUAAAAUUUAUUUAUUUUCAAACCAUGCAUUAGUUUUACACUAGUAACUGUACAUUUGACUUGGUGUUCUGUACUUUAUUAUUAUUAUUUUGGCAGGGCAGGUUAGUGAUGAUAGAAACACUUGCUUUAUGCAGUUUCUAUCAGAAAUCAGUUGAGCUUUAUAUAUUUUUUAAUUUAGUACUAAUGUAUGUAAUUAAAAAUAUGUACAUUCAGAGAAUUCUGAGUCCUGAUGAACUGUAUUUAUUGUAUUAUUUUUAUUGUUGCAGUUUAAUUUUAAAAAGACAUGGCAAUAAGAAAAUGAAAUUACAUAAAAUUUGCAAAAUAAACAAUAUGAUUCAA